Messenger RNA from Owenia fusiformis, 1922 nucleotides. The record is from the annotation of a GenBank genome assembly. Lineage: Eukaryota; Metazoa; Annelida; Polychaeta; Sabellida; Oweniidae.
AUGAAUCACCAUGUCAACGCAGGGAGGAAACAAUCGGAGAUGUUGGCAAUGGCAAAAUAUGCACUCGAAUUCUUUAACAUUCAGUUUGGAAUAGAUGUCGAUAAUGUAUCCGACGCAAAGGUUAUUGCGGGAGAGCCUGUAACAGAUGAAGCCCAGGGACUGAUUUUCGCUCCAGGGAUUCUACCUAAAAGAGGGAAACUACGCUUGGACGUCGCUAUCUCGGCUGAUGGUAGUAAACGGUAUAAGGAAGCCUAUAUAUCAGAUGCUGGGUGGUCAGUGACUGCCAUCAAGCCGUUUACAUGUGCAGGGCGAUUCAAAGGUAUCUUAAAACCAGGCUGGUCUGUGGUAUACGGCGACUAUGUCAUCAAUUGUGAUGACCAUUCGGACCCUUUAGUUAUAUCAUAUAAAUCAAAGUGUCCAAUUGGAAACGUGGAGCUCAGCACCAGCGGGGAUACGUUCUCAUAUCGUGUUGAGUUAUUUUCAGAGUUGUUUGGAAGAGGUGUUGGCCAGGUCACUUGUACUGACGUUCCUCCAAAGACGUUUACCACGGCUGUAAUGACAUUUCCCCCCAUACUGCAUAUCGAUUAGCCAAACUGUUGAUACAAUAUAACAACAAUCUGGCUUAUAUAGAAUAGAGGGUAUAAUAGUAUAGUACUGUAUACUGAAGAUGAAUUUGUAUCCAUACAUCGGUGUUUGGAAGAUACAUGUUAUGCUACAUUGUAUAAUGUUUUCCUUGACCGAUUCUUCAAAAGUCUUCAUUGUGUCUUCAUGCACCAUUUCUCUGUCACAUAAUUUUUAUCAGAAACUAUAGUGAUGUAGGACGCUAAAAGUGUACAUCCAUUCAACAGUAAUUGGUCAGUCACAAACGCACGCGACCAGAUAUUUUGCAUUAUAAGUUUAACAAAACCUGGCUGGAUGAAUACUCUCUUAACCGAAGAGUUAAUAGCUGUCGUGGAAUCGGCAUUGUUGCCUAUGGAGAGCCAUGUAUCUUUAGGUAUUGACUGAAUCAAAAGCAUCAUAUCACACUCCAUUUCCUCCAUCGCUAUACCUGUAUCUUGAGCCGUGUCUGCCACUGUUUUAUGGACAAUUGGUAUCUGUUUCAACACCUAAUGGAAUAAAAUGGGAAAGAUUCCAUUAUAUAAAUGCUCUACAAUUAAAAAUCAAUAAUAAACGAUUGGUUAUUAAUCAUCGGAGAUGAACGUAAAGACCAUACAAUUAAAAAAUGUAGUUUAGUGCAUACGUGUCAAGAAAUUGAAACCCACCUUAAGUAAAUAUGACGUGAAUUCCCCUAAAUUCUGUAAUGUUUCUUCUGAAGCUACUAUCUCAAGGAACAGAUCGCCCUCCUUUUCAUCCCUUAAUGUGGUAACUUCUAUAGCUUCGGCCAUGGAUCAGUAAAACAACGAUGCAAAUUAUAUCGUCUUUGUAUCUGUAUGCAGUUUAUCAACAAGCUGAUCAAAUGGACAUGUUCUCUAAAAUACUGUUUAGUUGUAAUAUAUGCUAUUUGAACUUAGUAUACGAUCGUGUGAAAAAAUACAAUUCUCCUCAAGCAGUUCAAGUGUUUAUACGACUCUUUGAAUUGCUCUCAGGAUAAAACAAACCAAUACUGUGAUAAAUGUUAGAAAAUAUAUUUCAUAUAAUAUAGUCUAUACUGCACGUAAUUAUCAUGUGUUUUUUAAAUUGCUUUCGGGAUAAAAGAAAUAUUGUGUUAAAUGUUAGAAAAUGUAUUUCAUAGAGUCUAUACUGCACAUAAUUAUCAUAAGCAUCAUAUGCAUACAUUUUAAUUGCACAAUAUCCAAAGUCCAAAUGGUCCAUUUGAAUGCAGAGCAUGUGUGUACGUUAUGGUUGAAGUUGUUGCGCAUCAACAAAUUAUUUUUACAAAACAAACUUUACAAUACAUAAAAUAUACUAUUGCAUAGUAUUCA